AUGGAGGGAAGCAUUUGGUGACCUCAACUCUACCUGCACAUUACCUCAGGGACUUCCUUCGAGUGUUGCUGUCAGUGUAUCGCUGUUUGCCUGACAGCGGGGCUGGUAGCUCGUGGGCUUAUAACCUAUUCGAUCAACUCUACUACGUCAGCGAUGUAGUUAUAGCCAAGAGUGAUGAAUGCAUUUCAACAUACCUAUUCGAUCAACUCUACUACGUCAGCGAUGUAGUUAUAGCCAAGAGUGAUGAAUAGGAAGCUAACAAUAAGAGACCCGCGCGCCCCAAGUCCACAGCCAGCGAGCCUGGGGCUGAGCCAAUGGCCCAGGCUCGCUCCGCGCGCCUAAGUCCCAGGCUCGCUUCGCGCGCCUAAGUCCUGGGCCGGGGCGCCCGGCUCACUCCGCGCGCCUAAGUCCGCGCCCGGUUCGCUCCGCGCGCCUAAGUCCUGAGCCGAGCGGAGAGUGGAUUCCUCACAGCUUGGACUCCUGUAUCGCACUGGCAGACCUUGCUGUCAAAGAUCGCGUUCAAGGCACUCGACACGGUCCGACAUGUCCAUCCUUGCACCCCUGCAUUCACUCGUCCUCACUACCGUGGUAGAGGGGAAGAGCGAAAGAUUUGCUCGUGGUCGCGGAUCGACUAUAUUCUUGUCCAAUGCAGUUGGGCGAACCGGUUGUUGAGCGCUUCUACGCUCUUCGAUGCGCCCUGUUCGGACCACAGACCUGUAGUUGCGACUUUCGCUUUGCCUACAUCGAACGCUGAUGCCGAACCCCCCCUUUCUCUUCCCUCCACGAGCGAUUUCAUUUCGAGGCUCAACCCAAUGGUCUUUGACGAUCAAGACUUUGUCGCAUCGAUUCCCGGGGUCGUCGACGAGGUCUAUCGAAGGCUCGAGGGGACCGCUCCGCUCGGCGACGUCUAUGACGCCGCUCUGCGGGCGGUUGCAGUCGCUGGCCAUGCACGAUACCGCUCGACUCGUGCCGACAUGCGCCGACUGCGGGCCGAGAGCCAAUCCGUCAUGGAGGCUUUGGAGGCACGCGGUGAGCACAUGAAUGAGGCCGAGCGCGAUGCGUAUGCUCUUGCCAAGUCGCGGUUGGACCAGUUGGCGGUAAAGGAGGCUCAGUGGCUGCGCAUUCGUGCGCAUGUGCCGUCAGUCGACUCGAGGGAAGGUCAAUCGGCAAGCAUUCGCACGCGCCUCAACCGCCGGAGUCGCCAGACGAGCAUCGUCUCGCUGGAGGAUGUGGAUGGCACCGAGACCGUUGACAUGCAGGAGGCGCUGGGUAUUGCUUCACGGCACGCGCAGUCGCUCUUCACGCCGGACCCAGCUCGUGGCGACCCGACGAACGCACGCCGGUCCCUGCUCGACCCUAUUCGCGCAGCGAAAUGCUACGAUGACGACCGCUCGGACCCUACGUUCGGUCGUCGGCUGCCUCGUCAAGCGAGAGUGGCGCUUGACGAGCCCUUCACCCUCCUCGAGGUUGAAGCGGCGUUGAAGAAGACGGAUUCGGGGCGAUCACCGGGGCCCUCGGGCAUUCCGUACGAGCUCUUCAAGGCGCUGCCAACCUACUUUGCUCCCAAGCUGUUGGACUUGUUCAACUCGAUUUGGGAGGGCGGCAAAAUGACGGCGUCCUUGGCAGAGGGGCUGGUGCGGCUCUUGCCCAAGAAUAAACCGGGGGCCAAUCUGAAAUCACUGGGGGCAUACCGACCGAUCACAUUGCGCGAGACGACCUACAAGGUCCUCAGCAAGGUCUUGGUGGCGCGACUCAAUGGGGUGCUCGGCGAGCUUUUACCGCCGGCGCAACACGGUUUCAUGCCAUCAAGACGUUCAGCGGACGCGGGAAGUCAUCUCACUCUCCUUCUCGAAAAACUCAAGUCGCUAGGCACUGAUGUUUUCCCCGAGGGCGCCCUCUUGUCUUUGGAUCAGCAGAGCGCGUACGAUCGGGUCGAUCACGCCUGGAUCUUCGAGGUCUUUGAGGCCUUUGGGUUCGGUGAGCGUUUCAUCUCGCUGCUGCGCGCUCUCUACGAUCCCGAGACUCUGGGGGUGCGCUACCUUGUCAAUGGGUUCCCCACGGACUUGGUGCGGUUGCUGUGUGGUCUCGGUCAAGGGGAUCCCCUCUCGUGCCCGGUUUGGAACAUCACGUUCCAGCCCUUCCUCGACGCCCUCGUUCGGCGCGGGAUCGCGCUCGACCUGCAGAAGGUGUGGCCAGGGGGGCCGCGUGCGCAGCUUACGCAUCUGGCGUUUGCCGACGAUGCUGUGGUGGUGGUGGAGUCACCGGCGGCAUUGUCGAAGCUGCAAACGCUGUUGCAGACGUGGUACGAGGCUACCAACGGGAAGACCAACACGGACAAGACGCUGGUGCUACCACUCGGACCGAACUGGCUUCGGGACGAGACUGCGCAGGCGCUGCCAACGGUGCAGGAGGGGGAGAGCUUCAAGUGGUGCGGUUAUGCCUUCUUUCGCCACGGUGACUCGAAACUGUUUUGGACCCAUGUUCUUGACAGGAUCAAGGCCAAGACCCGCGCCGCUCGAGACCGGACACUUUCGCCGAGUGGGAAGGUUUUCUAUGCCAACGCUCACAUCAUCUCGACGGUCCUCCACGUGCUGUCCUUCGACAUACCGCCUCAAUGGUUCAUUAAGGCGGCGGAGACGGCACUUACGGACUUUGUCUGGGGAGGAGCAGGGCGAAAUACCGUCGCUCGCGAUUUCGUGUUCCAGGCUCGGGAGGACGGUGGCUUGGGUUUGAUUUCGAUUGGCGACAUCGUUCAUUCGGUGGCGCUUCGAUUUUGGGAUGCUGUGGCGGGCUCGGACGAGGCGAUCUGGGCGCCCCUAGCUCGCGAGAGCUGGAGGUGCCUCGUCGCUGCGACCCGCGAUUUCAGUCCGUGGAGGUUCUUCAGCAGCACGGCUCGGGUCGAGAAGCUGUAUCGCGACUCGACACGCUGGGGGGCAGUCGUUGCAGCGGCCAGGGUCACAGUUCCAACCAUCAAGUCCGAACUCCUUACGCUUCCCGAAUUGCUCUCGCUUCCGCCUCGCCUCCCUUCACUCUAUGCUGAAGGUGCCCAGCACGCAUAUGACGAUGCGGACGCGGUGGCGAAGUUUGCGCAGAUCGCGGACCUGUACUGGAGGGACGAAGGGAAGGGAUGGGCUCUGGUUGGUCAUCGACGCGGGUUCUGGCAGCACUCUAAGGAAUCCGCCCUACAGCACGAGCACGUGUGGUCGCGCGUGGGUCAGUUGCUCAAGGCGAAAGCGUUGCUGCCCAAGACCGCGUUGCGACCUGCUCGGAUACCUCUCAAGGAGGCUCCCCGUCCUCGGUGCUUCAACUUCUUUGGGCUCUCCCGACCUUUUACGAUUCGCAAGCUUCGUCGGCUUGUGAACAAGGUGCGGUUCCCAGGGAGGGAGGACCGUGUCAAGCGUUUCCCUGAUGGGACUUCUCAGAGCGAUAGGAAGCGCUUCUGGAGAUGGCUUCGUGACCGGUUCGCGUCUGCUGUCGAGCAGGACACCCACUGGCGGCUCAUGUACGACGUGACGCCGACGCGCAAGAGGCAGCAUACUCAGGGUCAUGCCUCUUCGCCGACGUGUCUGUUCUGUGGCAACGAUGCAGCGGUCAUCGAGACGGUGUCCCACUACUUUUUCGAGUGCGCGUACUCGACCAGCUUCUGGGGUGGGGUGCUACGCAUUCUGCUUGACAAGCUCGGCAUCGAGGAUACCGACGUCGAUCCGUCGACGUUCACUCCGGAGCAGCUGACUAUGGGGCUCCCCCUUUUGCGGGGUCGUGGGAGAACGACCUCGAAAUGGAUGUGGGUUCGGCUGGCCUGCGCGAUCGGCUUCCAGCGGCUGCACCUGCUCCGCUGGCGCGUUCAUCAGCGGUUCGAGCUGGACAAAGUCAUGGCCUCUCCCUCGCUUCCCAGUGCGCUCAGAGCGUUCGAGCGAGAUUUUCUCUCUCGAGCGGGCUUUGUGCCUGGGGCUCGAGAUUGGGAGGUGUGAUGACCGAGUUAAGUCCUUCCUUCCCAUUUUCCUCCCCUGCUCUCUCUCCCCUCCUUUCCUCCCUUCCUUUUCGGAGGUCGACUUUUCUUUCAGAAGCUGACUGUCUUGAAACUUGUUGUGCAGUGGAAGGCUGCGCACCUCUCCCUUGUGAGGAAUCCACUCUCCGCUCGGCUCAGGACUUAGGCGCGCGGAGCGAACCGGGCGCGGACUUAGGCGCGCGGAGUGAGCCGGGCGCCCCGGCCCAGGACUUAGGCGCGCGAAGCGAGCCUGGGACUUAG
This is a messenger RNA of Microbotryum saponariae, 4249 nucleotides long. Lineage: Eukaryota; Fungi; Basidiomycota; Microbotryomycetes; Microbotryales; Microbotryaceae. The record is from the annotation of a GenBank genome assembly.